AGCUGUGUGUGGAGUCCGUAAUGUUCCGGAUGUUUAGAUGAAGAAUUCAUACUGAAGACAUUACAUAGAGAGGUUCUGCAAUCUCUGAAUGCGGAUGGACCAUGGCACCAAACUUUACAUGGAGGGGCUCCACUCUCAUGACCGAGGCUGGACUCCAUUGCUGUCACUGACUAUACCUGGACCUUGCUCUUGUCAUUGACCAUGGCUGGACCUUGCUGCUGCCAGUCUUCCGGAGCCCCAUCCUGCUGCUCCAAGUCCGAGGGUUGCCGGGUGCCCAUCACCCUCAUCUUGCUCAUCCUUUACUUCUGCUACCUGCUGCUGGGGGCCGCAGUCUUCUGGGCCCUGGAGAGCAAGGCUGAGCAUGACCUGACCAUCAACUUCCAGCAGGAGAAGUGGGAGCUGCUGAGAAACCACACCUGCAUGGACAACAAGACCCUGGAGAUGUUCAUUUCGGGCAUUAUCAAUGCAUACAAGAAUGGCAUCAGUUUAUUGGGAAAUGAUAGCGGUCAGGAGACCUGGGACUUCGGUGGCUCUUUCUUCUUCUCUGUAACAGCCAUAACCACCAUCGGUUACGGGAAUCUGAGCCCCAACACCGUCGGAGGUCGCAUCUUCUGCAUCUUCUUUGCACUGUUUGGCAUUCCGUUGAAUGUGAUCCUGCUGAACCGCAUCGGUCAGAAGAUGCUCUCUCUGGUCCAACGAUAUGCGGACUUCCUGGGGACCAAAGUCCAACGCAAGAAAAUGGUGAAGGUCUUCUCCAGCUCCUGUGCUUUGAUUGCGGGUCUCCUCCUUUUCUUCCUGCUCCCCCCUAUUCUCUUUCAGUGGGUGGAAGGCUGGACAUACGAGGAGGGAUUCUACUAUGCUUUCAUCACGCUCAGCACCAUUGGCUUUGGAGACUAUGUCAUCGGAAGAGUUCCCGGCAAGCAAUACCCCAACUGGUACAAGAAUGUAGUGUCACUGUGGAUUCUGUUUGGCUUGGCAUGGUUGGCUCUGAUUAUCAACCUGUGCAUUAACCUCCUGCAGAACUGUAGAAAAGUCAGCCAGUGUUGCGGAACAAAGCAAACCUAUCCGGUGGAUCAGGAACUGAUAGAGACCUCCCAAAAUGGGCGCAUUGCCACAGGGCGGAAAGAGAUGGAGGACUCACAAUCGUCCACAUCAAGUGACACCAAACCUGAGUCAUCUGACUGA
Messenger RNA from Nanorana parkeri, 1185 nucleotides. It is a transcript of the gene KCNK17, whose product is annotated as potassium two pore domain channel subfamily K member 17. The record is from RefSeq and is a predicted model, not a curated record. The coding region runs from base 202 to 1185 and encodes 327 amino acids. Gene Ontology annotation, cellular component: membrane. Gene Ontology annotation, biological process: stabilization of membrane potential; potassium ion transmembrane transport. Lineage: Eukaryota; Metazoa; Chordata; Amphibia; Anura; Dicroglossidae. The transcript has 5 exons. Gene Ontology annotation, molecular function: potassium ion leak channel activity.